ACUGAAAAUAAUUAUAAACGAAUUUUAUUCAUUAAAGCAGGGGCCAACUUGAGAAUUUAGUAUGUAUUUUUACGUUAUAGCAGGAUGGGAGAAAUUGACAUUAAAAACAUCGUAGUUAAUUCAUUUUGUUUCCAGAAAUAGCUCAUCUAACUUUUGCAGGAUUGCUUCACUAUUAUCUAAAAAUUAGGAAAUAUAUGAUUGCGAUUGGUCUGACCCUCACCAUUUGACUUGCCUGAAAGUUGCGCGCCGCCAUAAUGAAGGCUAGUUUUGAAGCAAAUUUCUACUUCGCCAAUGGUUAAAGCAGCCAGUGUUAACACCAGCAAAGUCACUGAACCAGUACUCCUGAAAAGUCCAUUACCUAACACCCGGAAAAUGGUACAAAAAUCAGCCCAUACUUACAUUUUAUCACAUACCGUACACUUGACAACAAUUGUAAACUUAAUAUAAAUUGAUUAUUUAUGUCCGAGUUCUGCUUCAGAUUAGAUAUUGUUGAUUAAAAUUGCACUUGUAAAGUUGAGUAAAAGCAAUAGUGAUUGGUGUGAUUGACAGAGCACAAAAGUCUACAUUAUGUGAUGUACAUAUGCAUGUACAUCACAUGAAUGUUCCAGGUAUAUUCUGGGAAUAUCAUUUUGCUAUGUGGGCAUUUAAUCAUUUUCCACAAUUAUUGUAUUAUACAUUAUAACAUCUACUUUGCUUCAUGGGAAUGCAGACAGGCAAAUAUUUAGCGUGUGCUAAUUAAUAACAUCAACAUUGGAUGGUAGUUUGUAACUGUAUGUAUAUGUCCUGUUAUCCUAAACAGGAGUACUUCUACAAAAUAAACAGUAGCAAUGAGAGCCAUCAGCACUAUACUGGUUUUCAAUAUAUUGGCAAACGGUUUGCAAGCCGCCGAUGUGGCGACUAAGAUUCAGAAGGAAAACGUUCUACUAAGCAGAGGAAAGCGGUACGUGCAAUGGCCCAAAGGCAGCAAUUUUGUAAUUAACUUUACUUGCACAAAACCGCUUCUACGUUACCAACCGCUGACUUGGAAUACCGUCUAUGAAAUGGAUAUUCCAUUUGCUGCUUUAAUAGAGACCAAAUCGUUUUUUGGUCAAGCUUCAAAAUCAAAACGGCACGUUCUGGAAAGAAAAAAUUUACUUGGGCAAUUGGAGGAUUUAAUGUUUCUGAUGGGCCUAAACGGACGGGCGUGUGUGAACAGACUGUUGUGUGAAUCAAAAAUAUUUCUGGAGACAAAAGAAAGGCCAAUGCUUAGAGAGUUGAUUCGGGUGUUGUUUAGCUCCUACAUGGAUGACGAACUGCUGAAUGGAUACAGUGACCGAGACUGCGAUGCCGAUUUCAGUUUGUGUCCGAUGUCAGUGUUGGCUCUCUUCGUAAAUUCAACCAAUGAGGACAUUAACUCCUCUUAUUUCUCUGUGCGCCAAUAAACAAAAAUAUGUACAAUUUUGGUUGUAGUGUAUUAAUUAACUUAUUUCCUAUAAUUUGCAUUUGAAUUGAAGCAAAAGCAGAUCGCCGACCUAUGUAUAUGUAGUCAAUAAAAAAAGUCCAUACA
This is a messenger RNA of Dendroctonus ponderosae (mountain pine beetle), 1546 nucleotides long. RefSeq lists its product as uncharacterized. The coding region runs from base 828 to 1421 and encodes 197 amino acids. The record is from RefSeq and is a predicted model, not a curated record. Lineage: Eukaryota; Metazoa; Arthropoda; Insecta; Coleoptera; Curculionidae. The transcript is spliced from 5 exons.